Molecule: messenger RNA, 3924 nt
Organism: Chanos chanos (milkfish)
Lineage: Eukaryota; Metazoa; Chordata; Actinopteri; Gonorynchiformes; Chanidae
Gene: rxrbb
Product: retinoid x receptor, beta b
Exons: 11
Coding region: 97-1359 (420 amino acids)
Biological process (GO): regulation of DNA-templated transcription
Cellular component (GO): nucleus
Molecular function (GO): nuclear steroid receptor activity; zinc ion binding; sequence-specific DNA binding
Source: RefSeq, a predicted model, not a curated record
AUUUGUCUGGAUGCAAACACUCACACUUCAAACUGCUUGAUUUUCAGGCAAAUCCCCCUCAGUGUCCUGUCAUCACUGGCCAAUCCGGCUGCAUCUAUGAAUUCCCUACCGCCCAGCACCUCUGCCGUCAGCAGCCCGGUCAGUUCCCUGGACUCCCCCCUGUCUGUCAUCAGCUCCUCUCUCGGCUCCCCUGCCGUGCCCGGGACUCCCUCCGUCGGCUAUGGUCCCCUCAGUAACCCGCAGAUCAACUCGUCGAUGUCGGCGUCCGGUCAGCACACUGUGAGCAGCUCUGACGACGUGAAGCCUCCGUUUGGCCUGAAGUCCAUGGGCGGCUGUGGUCCCAUGCUGUCACAGAAACGACUGUGUGCCAUCUGUGGAGAUCGCUCCUCGGGGAAGCACUAUGGUGUGUACAGCUGUGAGGGUUGUAAGGGCUUUUUUAAGAGGACUGUGAGGAAAGACCUUAGCUACACCUGCCGUGAUAAUAAAGAGUGCCUGGUGGACAAACGCCAGCGCAACCGCUGCCAGUACUGCCGCUACCAGAAAUGUCUGGCCAUGGGCAUGAAGAGAGAGGCUGUGCAGGAGGAGCGCCAGAGGACCAAGGAGAGAGAUGGAGAUUAUGACAGCAGCAUUUCUGCCAAUGAGGACAUGCCCGUGGAGAAGAUUCUGGAAGCUGAGACGGCGGCGGAGCGUAAGACAGAGCUGCACUCUGACGGCAGUUCUGUAAGUCCCAGUGAUCCCGUCUCCAACAUGUGCCAGGCAGCCGACAAACAGCUGUUCACGCUGGUGGAAUGGGCCAAAAGAAUUCCCCAUUUCUCCCAGCUUCCUCUGGAUGACCAGGUGAUCCUCCUGAGAGCAGGGUGGAAUGAGCUCUUGAUCGCCUCGUUCUCUCAUCGCUCCAUCGGCAUGAAAGACGGCGCGCUGCUUGCCGCGGGACUGAGCGACCACAGAGAUGUGACCGGGGUGGGAGCCAUCUUCGACAGGGAGAGCAUGCACAGCACAGAGGUGGGCGCCAUCUUCGACAGGGUGCUGACAGAGCUGGUGUGUAAAAUGAGAGACAUGCAGAUGGAUAAGACAGAGCUGGGCUGUCUGCGUGCAAUUGUCCUCUUUAACCCAGAUGCCAAAGGUCUGUCCAGCACUAGUGAGGUGGAGCUGCUCCGUGAGAAGGUGUAUGCCUCUCUGGAAGCCUACUGUAAACAGAAAUACCCUGAACAACAGGGCAGAUUCGCUAAGCUCCUCCUCCGUCUGCCAGCGCUGCGUUCUAUUGGCCUUAAGUGCCUUGAGCACCUUUUCUUCUUUAAGCUGAUUGGGGACACUCCCAUUGACACGUUCCUAAUGGAGAUGCUGGAGGCUCCCCAUUAACUGAGCAUGGUGGCUAACUGUGAGUUAGGGCGGCCAGGCCCUGGGCCCUGACACUCACUCCCAAUGCACUUUUUCUUAAAAUUCCCAGGGCAAUGCAGCAAUUGGUCAGCCUGGGGUACACUUUUUUAAAAAAAUAAAUAUAUAUACAUAUAUUUUUUUGAAGUGCACCACAGAAUCUGAAGACCCUAAAUUUGCCAUGAACUUAGAAGUGUGCAGGUGCUAUGUUUCAAUCAUGAGUCUCUUGAAUUCUUGAAAAAAACAAAAAAAAACAAACUAGAAGCUCAGAGCCGUCAGAGUCCUGACCGAAUCACAUAAGCUCGAAAACAAACAAACAAACCGGGGUUUACACUUUAGUCAGAGAGCGUCGAGGCUUUUUAACAGCGGGGUAUAAUAAGCUUUAAUUGUAUGUGAGUACGCUCCUUUGCCGUAUGUUUUUUUUUUUAAUCCCAAAAUGACUAACAUGGUGUGUUUAUGGCCCCUGAGGACUGAUCUCAGAACAGUUUCCAUCAUGGUCCUGGGCCUAAACUCACAUCUUUAGGCCAGUAACACGCACCCGGGCCCAUGUUUAUCAAACGCCUCCGAGUGACAGCACUGAUCUAAGAUCAGAUUUCAUCAGUCCAAGUAACUGUAUUGAUCAUCAUCAUCAUGAAAAGCUAAAAACUGAUCCUAGAUCAGUGCUCUUACCCUGAGAACUUUGGUCCCAUUGACCCCUGGCCACUCUUUAUGCAAUGAAGCUCAAAAUCAUGCAAACAACUUAUGGAAAAUCUUUUCUUUCCAAAAUUAAAAGAUAAUGUACAGUUUUAUGAUGUGCAAUUUGAGUACAAACUUUGAGCAACGUAAAGGCUUUGAGUCAAAAGCAGGGAAAUGCCCUUCUAACCAGCACUCACCCAGCGUAUGGACCAGGAGUGACUGACUAAUCAAAACUUGAGAAAUGGUCCUGUGAUAUUAUUAUUAUUAUUAUUACUCUUAUUAUUAUUAUUACUAUGACUAUUAUUAUUAUUACUAUUAUGAUGAUGAAAUCUUGAUGUAUCUGACAGAAAAAAGGACAUUCAGUGGGAUUUAACAGUUCUGCAGUGUCAGCGGGCAGUUGUGGUGAGUGGAGGCGGGGCUUGUGACUGUAGGCGGGCAGUUGUGGUGAGUGGAGGCGGGGCUUGUGACUGUAGGCGGGCAGUUGUGGUGAGUGGAGGCGGGGCUUGUGACUGUAGGCAGGCAGUUGUGGUGAGUGGAGGCGGGGCUUGUGACAGUAGGCGGGCAGUUGGUGGUGAGUGGAGGCGGGGCUUGUGGUUGUAAGCAGGGAGUUGUGGUGAUUGGAGGCGGAGUUGUGGUGAGUGGAGGCGGGCCUUGUGAUUGUAGGCGGGGAGAUGAGGUGAGUGGAGGUGGGCGACCUUGGUGUUGUUGUUUUGACUGAAGUGCGGUAGCUUGAACACGUCUGUAGACCUGUGUCUGACAUUGCUUACUCUAUUAUCUCUCUUUGUUUGCAUUCUUAUUCAAGUAUCAGUCUCUAAUGCACUCUUUUGCAUCUAAUCACAUAUCAGGUAAACAUCUAUGUUAAUGACGAAAAAAAAAAAAAAGAUUCCUAAAAUAUACUGCACUAUACAAGCUCAAAUGUCAUCAAAUGUUUGACCAAAAAUUGGUCUUUUUUUUAAAAAAAAAAACUUUGGUGCUUUAGAAUUGACAUUUGAUGUUACAUCCCUGACAAACAGCACAUGUAGGAGUACAAACAUGUACAGAUGUUAACUUGAAUUUCUUUUUUCUUCUCUUUUGUUACGUAAUGAACAAAGGCAAUAUGAAAUUGAAUUGGAAGUGACGUAAGGUGCACUCCUCUGUGGUGUUCAGAGGCUGUGUUGAGUGGGACACCUUCCCAGUGCAUACUUCAUAAGAGUGGGGAUGAUCUGAAGUACUGUGCAAACCUUUUGGUUCAGGGACAAAGAAAAAAACAAAAAAAAAAAGGAGUUAAAUAAGCCUGGAUGUAACGUGUGGGUUUAGGAAUCAGUGUAUAUCCUCACGCUUUUUAUGGUUUAGCUUUUUAGUUUUUAGUCGAUGUAUACAUCUAAAAAAAAAAAAAAAGCCUUAGUUUGCACUGGAUCUUCCUAAAAUUCCCAAUUCUCCCUCUGACUCUUUUUUUGUGAUUUUUUUUUUCUCCUUUUUUUCUGAGCUAAUGACAUUCUCUUAUGACAUUUAGGUAACUGUGUCGAUGUGUUGAUUUUAUUUUUUUUAGAAAGCUCUUCUGCUCCUGCGUCCUCUGUCCUUGCUUACUGCAUAAGGAACAUUAAAUAACACGGAAACAUUGGAAUGUUUCUUUUCUUUUUUUGUUUUUUUUGGCAGAGACGUAUUAAUAAAAGACUUUUCUUUUGUUGUUGUUUUUUUUUUUUUUUUUUUUUGUAUAAUCCUGUAGCAUGGGCUUCAGUAGCGCUGUCACUCUUAGGCCUCUCCUUCCUGUCCGCUUUGUCUGGAGUCUCUCAAAUACAACAGAUAAGACCCAUACCAUACCAAUACAGCGUCAUGCAACUGUAACUGAACCCUAUGACACACACAGCCCAAAAUAAAGAUGGUAACACACCCGAA